Messenger RNA from Cornus florida, 1323 nucleotides. RefSeq names its product cysteine proteinase inhibitor 3-like. The transcript has 3 exons. The record is from RefSeq and is a predicted model, not a curated record. Gene Ontology annotation, molecular function: cysteine-type endopeptidase inhibitor activity. Bases 181 to 753 code for a protein of 190 amino acids. Lineage: Eukaryota; Viridiplantae; Streptophyta; Magnoliopsida; Cornales; Cornaceae.
UGACCAUAUAAUUCGCUAGGGUUUACAAUCCCCACCAACACACACCAUCGUUUACGGUCAUCCAAAAUUUUUUACCGCCAAUUACUUCCAAUCAAAGAACCCAAGUUACCCAAUUCAUAAAAGGGAUUUGUUAAACCAAAAUAUGUUAAUGCAGUUAUUUUUUUUACAGUGCUAACCGGCAUGGCCUUGCGCUCAUUGUUACUAGGCAGCGGCAGAGUGAAAAAUUGUGCAAAUCCAACAAUUGGUGUGUGGGGUUCUGUCAAACAGAGUCUUUGGAGGAACCCAUCUUCUUCUUGUUCUUGUUCUUGUUUGCAACGUAAUGGGUCUUCUAUUUCUGGCCCAGUCGGUGAAGUAAUCAGAACUCAGGAUGAUACAGUCAGGCUUGGAGGCACAAGCAUCUAUGAGGGUGCUCAGGAGGAUGAGUGGAUUAUUUCUCUUGCUAAGUCUGCAAUCAACCAGCACAAUCAGAACCAGAAUGGGGAGCUUCAAUUUGUGAGGGUGGUGGGGGCAAGCCACACAGGAGCGUCUAGCUUAUUGUACCAUAUUACCCUGGUAGCAACUAAUGCCCGUAAGCAAAAGAUUUACCACACAGUGGUUUGGUUGCAGCUGUGGAGGAACUUGAUGGAGUUGCUUGUAUGGAAGCCAGUUAAUGACGCCUUAUCAGCUGUUGGUGUAAAGCGUGGUGAUCUGAUGUUGCACGAAGCUGUUAUGUUCUAUAUGAAUCAACAGAAAAGUGAUUUCCCCCGAAUGUGAAUAUAUGAUAACCAUUUUUGGUUAUUUUUCCGUAUAUGAUCUGAUCUUUUUCACUGAAUGGUAGAUAACUCGUCUUUUUUCCCAUACAAAACUAUGCAAUGUGUUUUCAUAUUACGUAUGUUACAUGACUCAAGAACACUGGCUUCUGGUAAGCAGAAACAAGCAUGAAUUGGUGCAAACAAAUUUGAAUCUCGCGGGGACAUUCAAAUUCUUCGGUUUGAUGGUUUUAGUGGUUCCCAAGUAGUGAAAAUCCUCAGUUGACAGUUUUCAUAUGAAGCCAAUACAAUGUCUGCACAGUCAAUUUGCUAUGUACAAUGAAGUGAAUGACCCAAGAGAAAAGAAGGAAUUUUAUUUUUAUUAUUAUUAUUUUUUCCUGGUAAACUAGGGAGACAGGGACGCAAAUACGGGCACACCCGCUCGGGGAGUUGGGCACUCUAUCAACUAGGUGAUGUCGGAAUGUGAUUUUUAUUAGUUGACAAUGUGUUUGUAUAUAAGUCCCAGCUUUUGGCCUUCUUAACCUUUGCUUUUGUACUUUUGCAUAGUUCAACCUUUUUAUGUUUGGGACUUCAA